GCCGGAAGCUCUCCUGUGAGAUGGUUUUGGGAGGCCGGAAGUUGCGCUUUCAUUGCUCGCCGCUUAUAAUUGCUCCUGAGGCCUGCGGACCUGUGACUGACGUCCGCUUUCUCCCGCGCUCGGUGUGGGAGAGACUCGCGGAGUGAGAGUAAGGUUUAUCGACAGACUAAUUUCUUCACUGCCAAAAUGGCUUCAUUUUCUACCUCUGCCCAGUGUUCAACAUCUGACAGUGCUUGCAGGAUCUCUCCAAGGCAAAUCAAGCAGGUACGACCAAAACUGCCACUUUUGAAGAUUUUGCAGGCAGCAGGUGCACAAGGUGAAAUCUUCACUGUUACAGAGGUCAUGCACUAUCUAGGCCAGUAUAUAACGAUGAAGCAGCUUUAUGAUCCGAGAGAGCAGCAUAUGGUAUAUUGUGGUGGAGAUCUUUUGGGAGAACUACUAGGAUGUCAGAGUUUUUCUGUGAAAGAUCCAAGCCCUCUCUAUGCUAUGCUAAGAAGGAAUCUUGUCGCUUUAACCACUGCUACUACAGAUGCGGCUCAGACUCUCGCUAUCGCACAGGAUCAAAAUAUGGAUAUUCCAAGUCAAGACCAACUGAAGCAAAGUGCAGAGGAAAGUUCCAGUUCCAGGAAAAGUAUUGAAGAAGGCAAUAUUUCCACACUGCCUACCUCACAGCAUAAAUAUACAAAUUCUAGAGAAGAUGUAUAAAAAUUCCUCAAAAGUAUUUUACGACAUAAUGGUCUCCAGUCUAGGCACCUGGCUCACAUGUGGAACAGUGGCACUCAGAUAUCUAGCAACAUCCUGGAGUUGUACUAUUGAAAUUGUUUUAAACAUUUAAGGUAAAAUGGAAUUAAUUUAUCAUGCCGGAUUGUUUUGUUCACAUUGCAUUUGAGUAUAAACUAAAUUUUGGGCUCCCUAGUUACCUUGGAAAGGUUUAUUUCAGUCUAUGUGGCAUUAAUGUAUAAUUUUGUUUCUUUAAAUGCAGAUCCAUAUUUUCUACUUAGAAGUCUGUUUAAAAUAUAAGAACGGCCAGUUUAUGUCAUUUGUGAUGUAAAAUUUGAAUAAAUUUUUAAUAAAUAGCUUAGUAUUUGCAGGAAGGUAAGUAAGUAGAGAGGAGGGAAUUUUUAUGUGUGGAAAGAAUAGCCUAUUUCCAUUCCUUUUAUGAGAAGUUAUAGAGCUUGGGUAGAUGACGAUAACUGUAAUACCCAUCUUAGGAGUUUGGUUUUUGAUAAUUUCAGCAAUGAGUAAGUAAAAAGGUAGUUGAAAUUUCCCUGAGCACAGAUCUGCCUUUUAAUAAGCAGGAUCAACAUAAUUUAUUAGUAGGUGGAAUAACCUUUAUUUCUAGCAGGGACCCAUUUAUUGUAGAAAUUUCUUCAACCAUCUGUACCUUAGCACAUUUAAACACCCGUGGUUGCCAUUGGUAUGUCUGGUGCAUUGGGAGAAGAGGUAGAGGAGAGUAAGAAAGUAGGAAAAGAAUAAAGUGCAGCAAAAAAGAUUGCCUGAUGAGAAGGAAAGAAAAGAACUUUAUACAGUAACAACAAACUUAUGUUAGUAACUGCCUUGAAUGUCAUUUAGAUGUAUGACACAAGGUCUUUUACUUGGAAUAGGUGGGGGCUUUAUGUGUUUUGGAUUCGCAGUACGUUUAGAUAUAGAUGGCUUACCGCCAAAAGAGCCCGUUGAUCCAGAAGGGACAUAUGCAUAUAUUUAUUUAAACAAUGUAGAGUUUAACAUUUUUAGUGGUUAUUACCUAUCAAACACAAAUUAUUGAGGACUGUCCCAAAAUAUGUGGUGCCAGUGAGACUGCCUUGACAACGUUUUGAUUGCCUUGUGUCAUGGUCUGUACUGCCUUGCUUCUGUCUUAAGGGCUGGGCCACUAGGUCAUCACCAUUUGCAGCCCAGUGGAUCAAGCCAUUAUCAGAUGCCAUGUACUAGAGCAAGUCAUUGUUUAGUUAUUACAGUGGUAAGAAUGUUUAAAAUGAAAAUAAAUGACCAUUUAGAAAUCCUUUUAGAACAAUGUCAUUGUUUAGAUGCUUUCAGAGUUUGGAUUUCUUGAUAAAUGAUUGUCUUCUUCUAGUGUCAUUACUUGCUAAUGAAGGCUAAACAGGGAAUGAGAUUUGGGCUCUGCAACUGAGACAGGGAUUUGAUUUCUGAUUCUUAUUGGGAAUAGGAAUUUCUUUUUACUUAUCUUAUGAAAAGAUUGUAAGUAUUAUAAAGAGAGAAUUUAUUUUUAAGGGUUGUGUACAUAGUUAUCAUCCUUUUC
Pteropus alecto (black flying fox) is the source of this 2257-nucleotide messenger RNA. RefSeq names its product MDM4, p53 regulator (gene MDM4). Lineage: Eukaryota; Metazoa; Chordata; Mammalia; Chiroptera; Pteropodidae. Gene Ontology annotation, molecular function: ubiquitin protein ligase activity. The record is from RefSeq and is a predicted model, not a curated record. The transcript is spliced from 8 exons. Gene Ontology annotation, cellular component: nucleus. The coding region runs from base 187 to 705 and encodes 172 amino acids. Gene Ontology annotation, biological process: regulation of cell cycle; negative regulation of apoptotic process; protein ubiquitination.